GAUACUUGAGUGCGUACUUAUGUAUUUCAUCGGUGCUUCAGUCCCUCGAAUAAUCGUGCUUAUAGGGGAUCCGGCGCCGCUCUGUUAAAGUUUAAUCUGGUAUUCACUUCGUGCAACCAUCUGUGGAACAAUUAGGAUGUUCGAAUUUGCUACCAUGCCCGCCUGGCCCGCAGGCACAGACACUUAGCAACCGCUUGACACGAUCAAUAUCCACAGAGAAGUCUUGUUUUAUAUAUUUGUAUCCGUCGGCACCUUUCUAUUCACGCAUGUGCUUUAAAUUACAUGAAAUUGCUCACAUCAAUUCCGGUACUACAUGGAAAUAGCAGUUGGCAAGAUUGUCACGUCACUUUUAAAUAAUAGAGUGAUUUGAGGCAUCACCAUGGCAACCGAUCAACAAACACCGCGGCUGCUGGAGGAGAAGAGAAAUGGAGUCAGUUAGCUGAGGGUUGAAGGAGAAAGACAGACAGAGAGGGAGAGAGAGAAAGGGAGACAGACAGACGAACUUGAUAUGAAUGACUCUUGACCUUGCACACGACAAGUGCACCAUCCACCAUUGCACAGAGAGAGGUACUUCAAAGUAAGGAGGAAAUACAUGUACAAUACGUGGGAAGACUCGGAGCAGACAACAAGUGUCUUUUCCCCAUGAAUUGUCAUUUGUCAUUUCGAUUGCAUUGGAGGGUGAGACGUCAGGCGUAGAUUAUGACAGUGAAUGUGUAAAUGCAAUCUUCUGGACAGAUUUAGUUUUGUCAGUCUAGUUUUUACGUUUUGACAAAAGCAAACAUGGACCACCUGGGCCUAUUCUCUUCGGAAUACCAAUACAAGAUUGUUUGUAUUACAUGUUAAUUUUGAUUUGACAUCGCUUUGUGCUGAGAAAAGGAGAGUGACAAAAUCGUUAAACAUUUCACUCCGUGAAAUGAAUUACUUUUAUUUAUUACAAAUCAACCGCUGAUGUUCUGUGGUUGCACUGCUACCAUGAGAGGCUCGCUAUCGAAUCGCAUUGAAAUUAAUCAACAGCGGUGAAAAUACUAAUUGAGCUAUUGCGUGCGUGUCGUUCAUUGGCUACAUUUUGAUUAAAAUUAAGGAUUGAGCACAGUGAGUGUAUUCAUGAAAGAUUUACCCGACUGAUUCUGAGCCGUUUUAUUUCAUCGAGGGGCUGUAGAUAUAGAUCAUAUUGAUCUGUAUAGCCCGCAGAGUAUGAGAACGAAAUUGCUGCUGAACAAAAAAAUAUGAUUUGUGAUCGGUCAGAAAGAGAUUUCAUUUGAGACGAUGGCCCAGAGGCUGACCGAAGCGAUUGUCCGUCUGCGUUACCGCCAGAUAAAAGCCUUGCUUGACCAGGGGGUCAAUAUCAAUAACAAGCUGGACAAUGGAAGGACCCCCCUCAUGGUCACCCUGGGCAUACAUGACGAUGAAAAGCGCAGGCACAUGUUCAGGUUCCUCGUCCAUCACGGUGCCGAGAUGCUUGAAUCGGAUGAUGAUGACGUCACAAUUUUUCAUCAUUGCUGUCGUCUGGGUUUUCUAGAUCUGAUGGAGAUCAUCUUGAAGAAGGCCGGGGUGAGCGCCGUGAACAUGAUGGGACGCGACAAACAUGGCAGGAAUGCUCUGUAUCAUGCGGUGGCUAGCGAGGAUGCGGAGAUUGUGAAUAAGGUCCUUGAUCACAUUAAUUUGAGACAGCAGAGCGUUGAUGUACCCGACAAUGAUGGUCUGACGCCGCUUUUGUACGCCAGGCGUCUGGGGUUGACGGACAUUGCUGACACACUGAUCACCAGAGGGAAAGCCAAUCCGCGUAUAUGUGACCGCGAAAUGCACAUGAACGCCGAGGGGUGGGCCGAGGCUGCAAGACGCAGAGAACAAGAAGAGCAAGCCCACGCCAAGAAAAUGUCCCGAGAACGAUACAUGAUCUGUCCACCUAUAGAUCAUGCCACGAGGCGAAAAGAAAAAAUCUCUAAGAUGAAAUCGAAAACUGUUUUCAUGCCAAAUCUUACCACGAAAAAUUCGAACAUCAAAUCUUCAGUAUCGUCACCGACAUCAUCCUUGCCGACUGACAGUACCCCUCCGAUCGACAACCAUCCCAUGCGAUUACCAAGCUUAUCUCAAUCAAACAACCUCUCGCAAUAUCCCUUCCCAAACGGCAACGACGUCGAUCUUAGAACAAAGUCAAUCGACUCUGCCAUCACACUCCUGGGGCUCGCAUCACAAACGGCAGACGACAAGCAAUACGCGCAAUCGUUUGUAUCCAGCAGACAACAUAAGCCUGUCGGGCAUGCAGAGAGCAAGAGCAGCAAUCGUCAUUUACAGAGGACAUGGGCGACGAUGAUGGAUGCGUACUCGAUCCAAAAUCAGGCAAACUUUCGGCAGCCCGCCAAAGCACCAACCCUGCCAGAUAUAAACGCUGACGUGGAUGGAUCUGGCCAACGGACAAAGAUGUCGACGCUUGCGUUCAUCAUGCGAGCGACGCGAGGAGGAAAAGGAAAAGGAAAAAAUCCUCGAGGAAAACACAGGUUGAAUAGCAUCUCCGAACCCGUGGGCGACGGAGACCGCGGGCAUCGAAGGAAGGUCUCGCGACGGAAGACUUCGACGAUGUCUGCACAUCCGGAUGAUACAUCUAAGGAGGCGUUGUCUGCCAUGCAAGAGGACGAAUCGGAGGGGGGUCGGAACAAGAAGAAAAAGGACAGUCAAACUUCAUCUCAAAAGCAAGAACCUUUGCCGAACAUCACAGUUUCGUGAUGUUCUCUACAAAGAUAAUGUAUUCACUGCAUUGCUUGAUUGGUUUCAACAAUAUUGCUUUACUUUUAUAACUUGCUUUGUUUUUAUAGCCAAUAUGUAAACACAUCAUGUCUAUCUUGCACUAUGGCUUAUUGAAAGUUAAGUGUACCACAUCAGAUUCUGUAUUUGACUAAUUCCUUUACUUUAGCUGAAAUGGAUUAUGUAGUGGUAUUUCUUGAUGUGACCAUAGUCAGCAAUAAUUAGGGAUCAAUGUUAAUUACCUAAUCUACCUAAUAUUAUUGAAAAUAAGUCUAUUUCAAUUUGAUUCGCAAAAAAGGAAUGAGUACUUGCAUGGUUUGUCAAAUUAUUUCUUCUUUUUCUACUCCCAGGGCCAAUAUCUUCUACACCCAUCUUUCUAUCCCAAAAUUAUUUUCUAGUGAUCGCACUCCUCCUUUUCAUGCUCUUAUCUUGUUUUAGUUACUUCCGAUUUGUUUUGGUGCAAGUCAGAUUUAAAGGAUGGGGUAUGUGGCCCUUGAGUCAUUGACUAUUUUAUCAGAAAGCACAAUUUGUUCUUGUGUCAGAUUAAAAUGGUUUUAUCCACAACUUGGUGGGUGACAACUGGAAUGUAUUUGUCAGUUUUAGGCAUCCAAGUCUAUAAAAGAGAGGAACACAUUCUGUUCAUCUUAAGAUUACAGUAUUAGGACUAGGGGCGCUCAAAGGGGGCUGGCAAUCCCCCCACGAUUUUUGUUGCUUUAUCAUCGAAACAAAUUAUAAGCAGCCCUUUUUCUUUGCUUGAUAAAAUCGGAACCCAUGUCCACCAUAAACAUGCUCUGGCUCCGCCACUGUUUAAAGACUACUACUAGGUCUCUACUAUUUUGGAAACGCGAAUUGGCAUUAAUACAUGAUUUCCUUCUUUUAUUAGCUGAAUGUUAAUCGUUAUUGAGAACAAAAAUGUAACCGACAGUUCUUAGUGUAAACUUCAAUAAUAUUGUGAGUGUCGAAACGUCCUUUAAGUGUGUAGCAUCACGGUCUUUUUUAGCACCAAAGUGGGAAAUGUUACGAAAUUUAUGAUGUGAUGAUUCAAGAUGUAUAAUGUUUUUAUACACAGGUCGGGAUUUUGUAUAAAUUAGGCAGGCGAUAUCAGAAUUAAAU
Strongylocentrotus purpuratus (purple sea urchin) is the source of this 3855-nucleotide messenger RNA. RefSeq lists its product as uncharacterized. Gene Ontology annotation, molecular function: protein binding. Bases 1267 to 2724 code for a protein of 485 amino acids. The transcript has 2 exons. The record is from RefSeq and is a predicted model, not a curated record. Lineage: Eukaryota; Metazoa; Echinodermata; Echinoidea; Camarodonta; Strongylocentrotidae.